Chara braunii is the source of this 2806-nucleotide messenger RNA. The record is from the annotation of a GenBank genome assembly. NCBI's taxonomy places the organism in Eukaryota, Viridiplantae, Streptophyta, Charophyceae, Charales, Characeae.
GUGGUGGCAACAAAUGUAAAAGUCACACCUCGCGGGUGAACACAGAGUGCCUCCUCGACAUUAUGCCCAAAGAGAGAUACAUGAUUCGCAUGUUCAACUAUGUCGUGUUCCGCGCCGAGGGAAUGGGUGAUGAGGAACGGAACGACGACCUCUUCAUGUCGUACAAGGACCUCGAAGAGAGGUAUGCACGGAGCGGGCUACGCGCAGCUGAAUGGGAGAAGGAACGAGAGAAGCUGCAUAGCAACAAAGUGAAGACGGUCCCUCGACGACUUGGAGGAGUGGAGGAGGCAAGGCAAGGUGCGGGCUUGGGGCCAACAGAAGUGAUGUACAAGGAGGCUCCGUUUCACUUCAAGGUGUUUAUAUACACUGUGAUCGAUAAGCUCGAUUUGCUUCGAGCGGAGGUGAAACGAAUCGCCUCCAGUGCACGUCAUCUUGUCUCGCACAAACUCGGCAGGCAGACGACAUUGCUUCCGGUAUGCAUGCGGACAAAGGAAGUAUUGGCAGCGCCCGACGACGUCAUCGCCUCCGCGCAAAAAAUGACAUGCAGGGACGCCAUCGUCAACAUCUCGGCGACAAAUUUCAGCAGUGCAUGGACCUCGCAGAACUUCGAUGCGUUGUACAAAAUGAUGGCGAAGUGUUGUGGUCCGAAUUGGGUCCUUUUCUUCUUUGCACCGCAGAAGUCGCAAAGCGAUGUCGUGCGUCACUUGUUUCGCUGGGAGGACAUCGAACUUAUCCCUGGGUCCUGGAAACCUGUGGACAGGCCAUCGAGUGACGUAACAAGGUACGGCAACAUCGCUAUGACGAGUCGGGACUUGAUGGUCAUCGAGCUGCGCGCUGAAGGAGGGGAUCUGAAAAAAGUAACUGUCGCGCCCCGACUUCUCAAUGAUCUCACCGAAGUGCAUGUUGUGGAGGAUAAGUUCGGGAAGUGUCACGGAAAACAUGGUGGCAUCGAAGGCGACGAAAGUGUUGUGUAUUCGAUUUGGGAGCGAGAAUCUGAAAAGUUCUUGCAUGCAAGUAAUAAUGUCAUUGUCUGCGACGAGUCGGCCAAGGACAUUGCAUACUUGACAAAGUUCAUCAACAUACUUGUCAAGGAGGAGAGAUUUGGGUGCCGGUUCGAGAAGCCGUGUGCCACAUACCGCACCAACAGGGAUAUGUACCACAAGUUGGGACCAAAGAGAUUGAAGGUGUGGGAAUACCUGUUCCGUGAUACACCGGAGGGACGUCUUGACGGAAGAUAUAUAUAUAAGAAAGCCAAGGUGACAAAGGCCCUCAAACAUUAUCACGGUGCUCUAACUGGCGCCUUCAAAACAUUCGUUGCUCGAUGCGAGAUCUUGAAGUUUGAUCUUCACAAAGAUCAACUCACGUUCAAGGACUAUGCAGACCUCGCUAAAUCGGGUGAAGGUUUUAACCCCGUCGACAGCGAGGAAGACUCAUCGGACUCCGACCUCAACAUUGGAAAUGACACCCAUGCAACCGGGUGGCGUGGGCAGUCUGCUGCCAUGGAGCACGACGACAAGGAAUAUGGACCGGGUCGAUUAGAGGGAUGCUCGAACCCGCCACCCGCGAACAGUGUGUCCUCGAUGGUGGACCGGGUUGCGUGUACGCCUAUGGAAGAAGGUGAGGAUGAUGAGCUUGAUAUUCCUGCUCAGACAACGAAGCUGGCGCCGGGCGAUCCUAUUCCUCAUGACUUUUGUGCGGACCCAGACACUAUGUGUUUCUUGGAGGACAAACACACCCCCACUGGGGAGGACAAGUGGGGCCAUGAUAUCAUUUGGCAUGACGACAUUUUCCAGCCAUGCAUCCAAGGUGGGGAGUGGAAGAUGGCGGUGAAGUAUGUGAAGGGUUGGAGACCGUUUCCCCUCAUGGGAAAGGACGGCUGGUUGAAAACGACGGAGCAAGCAAUUUUAUACCGCGUGCGGAAAGAGAACCCCGGGGAAAGCGAAAACUCCAUCACAACAAAGGCGAAACAAUUGUUCAAUGCCUUGCCAGCCACUCAGCAGUUGGAGUACACGCACAAGUUUUACGAGCUGCAGACGAGCCCCUCGCGCGGAUCAAUCGACUGGAAGGUCGACCGCACCCCCGCGGCCGAGAGCAUCGAGGUGGACCCCGAAGAAGAUGCCGCUCUUGUGUCCGAGGCGGCAGCAGGGAUCACUAAGGGUGAACAAAGGGAUGAUGUCAGGACCACGUCCGCCUUGAAGCCUCCUUUGCCAGCGGUGGGGAACACGUAUGCAGGCAAAGAGCCCAUCAUAGCAAUCUCUGUCGAAACGGGGGAUACAUCACAAGGUGGACAUGUGUCACUCGACAAGCCGUCGGAUGCGGGCGCCACAUACGGGAGUCUCCUCGCGACAGGUGCCGCAAUGGGAGGGAGAUCAGAGAUGGAGUCGGAGUCCGCUGUUGGGAUGGACGCCACGGGAAUGUCGUUGCAUCCGCCGUCAUGCACUAGCAAAGGUGAUGCACACUGUACAACAACACCACAGGGAGGGGCCACAGGGGAUGACGGGGAUGGGGGGAAUGCAGAGGGGUCUCAACGUUCUCGCAAUCUUAAGGACAUGACCACGGAUGAUGAGGAUGGGGCAGAAGGUGGAAAGGGCGUGAUCGAUCACACACAUGUAGAAAAUGAGGGGUGAGACAGGGCGCUGUUUUCAAAUCUUCGCGUGGAAAGAAAUGGCGCGCGCUGUUUUCAAAUCUUCGCUUAAUCCAAAAAACAUAUUUGUACUUCCAUGCGGGCUACUUGUCGUUUUUUUUGAACGGAAAGGCGAGGGUACACACAUGGGAUCUCAUUUUCGAAUAAAGUCUCAUCGCCAUU